UGCUGUGGUUUCGGGUGACGUGUCUUACGCAGGCGACAACAAUGACGACUACGGUGCUAGCGGGGGCAGGGCUAAAGCGGAGAGUCCACAGGAAGAUGGCGCUCCCCACGGCUCCCGACCGGCGGCUCCAGACCGACACCGAGGACAAACUAGAGCUCAACCACCGAGGCCUGGAGGAGCUCAGCAGCCUGGCCGCCGACGGAGACGGCAUCCCACUGCAUUCACCGUGGACAUUCUGGCUGGACAGGUCUCUUCCAGGAACAACAGCAGCAGAAUGUGAAUCAAACUUGAAAAAAAUAUAUACAGUGCAAACUGUCCAGAGUUUCUGGAGUGUGUAUAAUAAUAUUCCACCAGUUACAAAUCUCCCGCUGCGAUGUAGCUACCACUUGAUGAGGGGAGAGAGAAAGCCGCUUUGGGAAGAAGAAAGUAAUGCCAAGGGAGGGGUAUGGAAAAUGAAAGUUCCCAAGGAAAGCUCAGCUUUGGUUUGGAAAGAAUUACUACUGGCUACCAUCGGAGAGCAGUUUACAGAUCAUUGUGCAAUUGAUGAUGAAGUGAUUGGCGUCAGUGUAAGUGUCCGUGACCGUGAAGAUAUAGUUCAAGUUUGGAAUGGAAAUGCCUGUGUUGUAGGUGAAGCAACUGUUCUAGAGAAAAUUUACAAACUUCUGCCAAACACAUCUUUCAAAGCUGUAUUUUAUAAACCCCAUGAAGAACAUCAUGCCUUUGAAGGUGGCCGUUCAAGACAUUAGCUUCACUGUAGCAUUUUAUUUUUCUUUAACCCUUUGACUUCUAAGCAGUUCUAAUAUCUGGAUCACUAUGCUGUGAGAGGGUUGGUUAUAUCUGUAAAGAAGUCUGUCUUGCAGUUUAUUUAUUUUUGUUUGUGUAUUUUACAUUUAUUUUCUAAAAUUUAAAAAAUCAUGCAAUUUUACAUUUCCUUUUUUUUUUUUUUUUUUUUUUUUUUUUACUCCCCACUUCAGAAUGGGCAAAUUAGUAAUCAAAGUAAAGAACAAACUUGUAUCUCACUUUAUUAAAAGUGAUGCUUUUAGUUUUUUAUUCUUAACACUUUGAGUGCACUGCUCCAGCACUCGGUGUUUAGUCUUACAUGUCUAUUUCAGUAAUAUCAAUAGAAUUUUUAAUGUACUCUUUACCUGUAUACACUGGGAGCAGUUUUUAUGGACUUUAAAGCUGGAAGUUGGAAACAUCCACUGCCCUACUUAUUGCAAGCUCUCCCUUAAGCUGAUCUGUUAAUGUAGUUACUCAGGGCUAACUUAGUCAAUUUUAAUUGAGGCUACCCAAUUGGAGAAGGGGUGCUUUUUGGCUCUCGUGACAUCCCUUUAACCCUGGCAUCCAGUCCUCACUUACAUGGAAAUUAUAGUGGCUUGAUCAUCCAAAACCCUGUGGGUACUGGGUCUUCUCGAGCAUUCACUAUGCUUUGAUCUCUGGAACAUCUUUGCAGGGCAUGAUAAAGUAAACCUUUCAUUAGACUUAUGGAGUAUGCACAAUCAUGAAAUGCUGCUUUUUGUUUAUUCUUGCUGUGUAGUUUAGAUUUUUAUAUUGGUUUUUUUCUUUAGCUUCAUAAUGUUUAGAACAUUCCUUUCACUGUAAUUUUAAUUCCCCCAAAAACUAUUGUACUGUAUUGCACUGUAUAUAACAAAGAACUAGCCUUGCCCUGACAAGAUUACACUGGGCCUCUGGUACAGUAGAAUUUACCCCAUAAAGGUUGAAACUUGGUAUUAAUUUGCUGCUGUCUCUCACAAAGCUUUACUGUAUCAAAUGGUUGCAUAAGCUCUUCUCAAAUAUGAAGUAUCUCUGAAUUGGGAAACCUCAUGUAGAGUACAUUUCUCUUGGGGUUUUUUUGUGUGCAUUUUAUUGAAAGAAAACUGACCAUGGGCCCAGAUUUCAAGAUACUGCAGGAAACACUUGUUGCAUUGUAGUAACACUUCUGGUUUUAUUAACAAAGCCUGGAUUUGUGGAGAAUUGACCAUUUUAGGCCAAAAUAGUCUAAAAUAUGUUCCCAGUUCCCCUCCAUCUUGGUGGCUAUGUUGGUGUAAAAUGGUUUCAUAAUUCAAUUCCUUUAUUUGGUGAAUAAUCCCAUCUUGUGUAAACUUAUUUCAAGAAUACAUUUAUUCCUAGAAUUGCAAAAUGUUGUUUGUAGCUGCCUUUGGUUUUUUUUUGUGGUUUUUUGUUUAGGUUUUUUGUUUACCUUCCCACACAUUUGCUUGUAAAGUCUUCUUCUAUCACAAUGCACAUUCUUGGCUGCAAAUUUGCAUUUUAAAAACUUACACCUUUCGAUCUUCCUGUUAGGGAGACUGCAUUUGAUGUGCAAGGUUAAGCAAUAUUCUAAUAUCCUCUUCUGAUUGUAGCAUUACUGUGAAAAUGUCAGUUCACCCUUUGAGUGCGUUUUAUUCUUGGAACCAAAGAUUUAGCAGUCUAAAAAAGGAAGCUGGCAGUGAAUGUACAGUAACCACUGGGCAUCAUAUAUACUUUUUUUCUGAUUUAAAACAAAAACAAAACUUGUUACUGGAUAUGCCUGCAUCAUACAGUAAAGUAGGAAGUUCCUCUAGCAAUUUAGUCAAGAUUGCACUGACCUACACCCAUCCAUCAAAUCUUAAUUUAUCUUUUCCUUUAUCUUUUUAUGCUCUCGUAUUUAUAAACUGCUUAUAUAUAAAUGUGUAUUCAGUUGUAUUGUGAAUAAAGAUUUUCUAAAGUC
This is a messenger RNA of Pelobates fuscus (common spadefoot toad), 2707 nucleotides long. RefSeq names its product eukaryotic translation initiation factor 4E family member 3 (gene EIF4E3). Gene Ontology annotation, biological process: translational initiation. Gene Ontology annotation, molecular function: translation initiation factor activity; RNA 7-methylguanosine cap binding. Gene Ontology annotation, cellular component: eukaryotic translation initiation factor 4F complex. NCBI's taxonomy places the organism in Eukaryota, Metazoa, Chordata, Amphibia, Anura, Pelobatidae. The coding region runs from base 42 to 746 and encodes 234 amino acids. The transcript is spliced from 7 exons. The record is from RefSeq and is a predicted model, not a curated record.